CCGGCCGCGCGCCCAGACGCUGCCAUGGCAACCGUGCAGCCGAGGGUCACUUCCGGCUGACUCGGAAGCUAUUCUGGGCAUUUGCCCUUCCCCCCACCCUCUUAGUUCGCUGUUAUUGGCUCCAGUGAGGCCAAGAUCCAGCCAUACUUUAAUGGACCCCAGAGGCAUCUUGAAGGCAUUUCCCAAGCGGAAGAAAAUUCAUGCCAAUCCAUCAUCAAAAGCACUUGCAAAGAUUCCCAAGAGGGAAGAGGGAGAAGAAGCAGGAGAGUGGCUGAGCUCCCUUCGGGCCCAUAUUGUACCCACUGGCAUUGGACGAGCUCGAGCAGAACUUUUCGAGAAGCAGAUUGUCCAGCAUGGUGGCCAGAUAUGUUCUGCCCAGGACCCAGGUGUCACUCACAUUGUGGUGGAUGAAGGCAUGGACUGUGAGCGGGCCCUUCGCCUCCUAAGGUUGCCCCAGCUGCCCCUUGGUGUUCAGCUAGUGAAGUCAGCCUGGCUGAGCUUGUGCCUGCAGGAAAGAAGGCUGGUGGAUGUAGCUGGAUUUAGCAUCUUCAUCCCCAACAGGAAUUUGGAUCAACCACAGCCCAACAAGGCAGAACAAGAUUCUACUCCUGGUGUUCACGAGGCUCUGCUUAUGACAGCCCUUUCUCUUCCCUCCACUAGACCUGUAUCUCCUCCUCGAAAGGCAGAAGAGGCACCAAGCACCCAACCCCAGCCCAUCUCUGAUGAUGAAACCAGUGAUAGUGAAGAGGUGCGGGUUAGCACAGCUGAUCUGGAAGCCCUAAUCAGUGGCCACUAUCCCACCUCUCUUAAGGGAGAUUGUGAGCCUACCCUAGCACCUGAUCGCCUGGAUAAGUGGGUCUGUGCACAGUCCUCAAGCCAAAAGGCCACGAACCACAACCUUCACAUCACAGAGAAGCUGGAAGUGCUGGCCAAAGCCUACCGUGUUCAGGGAGACAAAUGGAGGGCUCUGGGCUAUGCCAAGGCCAUUAAUGCUCUCAAGAGUUUCCAUAAGCCUGUAACCUCCUACCAGGAGGCCUGUAGUAUCCCGGGGAUUGGGAAGCGGAUGGCCGAGAAGAUCAUAGAGAUCCUGGAAAGCGGGCAUCUGCGAAAGCUGGACCACAUCAGCGAGAGUGUGCCUGUCUUGGAGCUCUUCUCCAACAUCUGGGGAGCUGGGACCAAAACUGCCCUAAUGUGGUACCAUCAGGGCUUUCGAAGCCUGGAAGAUAUCCAGAGCCAAGCCUCCCUGACUAUCCAGCAGGCCAUUGGCCUGAAGCAUUACAAUGAUUUCCUAGAACGCAUGCCCAGGGAAGAGGCUGCAGAGAUUGAGCAGACAGUUCGGAAAGCAGCCCAUGCCUUCAACCCUGGGCUGCUGUGUGUGGCAUGUGGUUCAUUCCGUCGGGGGAAGGUGACCUGUGGUGAUGUGGAUGUGCUCAUCACUCAUCCGGAUGGCCAGUCCCACCAGGGCAUCUUCAGCCUCCUCCUUGACACCCUUCGACAUCAAGGAUUCCUCACAGAUGAUUUGGUGAGCCAAGAGGAGAAUGGCCAGCAAAAGAAGUACCUGGGUGUAUGCCAACUCCCAGGGCCAGGGCGACGGCACCGGCGACUAGACAUCAUCAUCGUUCCCUACAGUGAAUUUGCCUGUGCUUUGCUCUACUUCACCGGCUCUGCCCACUUCAACCGUUCCAUGCGGGCCCUGGCCAAAACUAAGGGCAUGAGCUUGUCGGAGCACGCGCUCAGCACAGAUGUGGUCCGGAACACCCAAGGCUUCAAGCUGGGGCCUGGCCGAGUGCUGCCAACCCCCACAGAGAAGGAUGUUUUCAGACUUUUAGGCCUACCUUACCGAGAACCAGCUGAGAGGGACUGGUGACCAUGGCUCUCAGGGAGGGAUAACUGAGCUUUCCACCUGGCCAUCCACUAUUCCCCUUCAGGCUCAUCUGGCUGAACCUCACUUCAACCACCGGUUGUCCCAGCAAGGCUGAGUCCAGGGCUCUGGGCCUAAGAGAAAGCCAGCCCUCUCCCAGACCGGAAUAGGCUGCUGUUUCUUCUCUCUCACCACUGCCUCUGAAAGUUCUGCAAACAGCUCCUUACCCCAUUUUAAGCAGUAACAAGUGGCUGAACCCCCUUCUCCAUCCUGGGAAAGGUCUAGCUGCUGGGGUAGGAUAGGAGCCUCAGGAGGAGGGGCAAGCAGCUGUGCCCUCAGCAUCACACAGACUCUUUGAAACAGGAGAUGGAGCCGCUCCACAUGUAUUCCCUCUACCCACCCCGCUUCCUGUGCAGCUGGCAGGCUGGGAAGGGGCUGCCCCAGGCUCAGCAAGGACAGCAUUUGGAGACCCAGGGGCCCAGUAAAGUGCAUUUGACAUUCAACCUGCGUCAUUUCUGAGCUAGCUCAGAGUGCCUUUCUCCCAGGGAGGGACAGAGAUGGCUGAUUAGGGAAGUCCAGGGAGGCUCCAUUAACUGCCCUCCAGUCAGGCCUGGCCUGAGUCAGGUUCUGAACUCAGAAUGGGGGCAGGGGCAGAUGUUAAAAGGGAGAAUCAUGGAAUUGGCACUAGGAGCCCACCUAUGAGCAUCUCUUUUGUGCCUUGCUUUAGGCCAGGCUGUCAGAGGACAUAAACAAAAGUGACAAGGCUCAUAGGAAAUGAUCAGGAGCAACUAAAUGGUGACCUGUGUACUACUGACAGGAAUAGGGUGGUGGUGGUCAGGGAAGGCUGCCUUGAGGAAGGGAGGGGAGGAGUAGGCUGGCAGGGCAAUAGCCUAUUUGAGAGUGGUCGGCAGGCUCUGGGACAGUUAAGGACCAGCUUUUGAAAGGAUGGUGUGUGCUGAGAGUCAGGAAAAGGCCAGGUUGGUAUGAUUGGAAGUUGAGCUUUUGGGCUUGCCUUGAUAGAGCAGAUAGGAGUAAGUGCAGCUGGUUGGCUCAGGAUAGUUAGCUGAGGCUGGCCCUUCUGGGACAGGGAGACUUGGUGGGAGAGUAAGAGAUUUGGAAGGAGGCUUGAGCAUCCCAAAUAUGAAGAGUAGUGGGCACGGAGGCCAGAGAGGGAGCUUAUAUUGGAGAAGCAGUAGGGAGCCUGCAAAGGCCCCAUGAUGUGGGAGAUUUUGAAGUAGCACAAGGGGGAUGUAGGCUCCAGGGGACUGUAACCUCAAGUGUGCUGGGUGUGGUGUGCAUGAGCAUGUAUGUUAAGUCCAUUUGUCUCUGUCAGUAGUUUACAGAGCUGGCCUUUGUCUGCCUGGUCUCCAUCGUGGGAUCUUAACAGCCUGAGGGUGGGCACCCUACUCAAGCUUAGAUUUCUAAAGUCUAAGCCAUAGGGCCUUACCAGCAUGGGUCAUACUGAGGAAGGAACUAGAAACCCAUGGAGUGGGGAGGGGGGGGAGCCUUUCACAGCUAUGUGCCAACUAUGAGAUAGCCACAUCAAAGGCCCAGAAGCCUCCUGGGCCAACCCUCACCCUCCAGAGCUUCUAUUCCCAAACAGAUGUGGCUGCCAAGGCCAUGGUGGCUUGAGGUAGAUAGGAGAGGAUCUGAGGAAACCCCUGGGCCCCUAGAUGUUCUCCAUAGCAAGGGUCAGGUCAGCAGAAACCCAAAGACUGAGGUUUCUGGGUCCAAAGGUUGAAGUUGUGUCUCUCUCUUUGCUUCCCAUUUCAGUGUCCUAGCCUGCUUCAGACCCAAAAGCAAGGCCUAUAGGACUAGGAGCAGAGGGAGCCAGUGGGCAGUGAGCUGUACUUGGCUGAGUUAGCUCUUUCCUACACAGGAAAUUCCAAGGACCACAGGGAGGGAUAGUGCUGAUUUCGUCUGGAAUUAGGGGACUAAACCCUAUUCCUGACACCCCUCCCCAUCUGCCUUUCUUCUUCCACGAGACUCAGAAUUUGGGAACUGCCUUCAAAUCAUAUGGACUCCUGGUCCCACCUACUGGCCAGAGUAACAGGAGGUCAUGGGAUAAAGGAGAGUGUCUGGGCCAGGACCCUCUUGGCUUUUCAGUCUGACAUGGGAGCCUAGAAGAGUUCUGAAGCAAAGGAUAUUCUAAUCCCUAUAACCUGUGACUAUGUUACCUUAGUUGGCUGAAGGUACUUUACGGAUGUGAUUAAAGUUAAGCAUCUUGAGAUUAGGUGAUUAUCCUGAGUAAUCCAGUGGGCCCAAUGUAAAGAUGAUGAGUUCUUUAAUUCUUUUUUUUUUUUUUUUGAGACAGAGUCUCACUCUUUUGCCCAGGGUAGAGGGCUAUGGCAUCAGCCGCUCAUAGCAACUUUAACUCCUGGGUUCAAGUGAUCCUUCUGCGUCAGCCUCCCAAGCACCUGGCUAAUUUUUCUAUUUUUAGUAGAGAUGGGGGUCUCACUCUUGCUCAGGCUGGUCUUGAACACCUGAGCUCAAGCAGUCCUCUGGCCUUGUCCUUCCAGAGUGCUGGGACUAUAAGUGUGAGCCACUACUUCCAGGCUAAAAAUGAGUUCUUAAAGGCAGGAAACAUUUCCCAGCCACAAGCAAAGAUGAGAAAAGGGAAGAAAGUUCAUAGAGAUGCAAUGUUUCUAGCUUUGAAGAUGGAGAAAGGGGCUGCCAGCUAAGAGAUGUGGGCAGCCUCUAGAAGGCAGGAAAGGCAAGGGAGUAGAUUCCACUCUGAAACCUCCAGAAGGGAAUACAGCCUUGUUUUAUCUCAGUGAAACCUGGGUCAGAUUUUGAACCUGUUAGAACUGUGAGAUAAUAACUUUGUAUUGUUUUAGGCCACUAAGUUUGUAUAAUUUGUUAACUACAAUAGUAGAAAACAGACCCAUAGACCUUGUGUACCUGGGUUUGUCCAUGUACAAAGUGGGGCAAGAGAUGGUAUGCAGGCAGACCCUGCUGUGGGGUGGCGGUCCUCCUCUGAAGGGAGGAGGCAGACCCUGCUAUGGGGUGGCAGUCCUCCUCUGAAAUGCUGCUGGUGCUGUGAGGAAGUGAGGGAGCGCCUUGCCUGCCAGGUGUAGGGGAGGGUCAGGUGAGAGCCCUAGGUCCCUCCCAGCCAUCUCACUCCGGCUUCAACAUGCUCAGUCUGAACCUCCCUCGUAUCUAUCUGACACUUUGUGCCAAGAUACAAGUCCUCUCAGGGCAGCUCUGCCCAGCCCUGCCAAGUUGGGAGCCUCAUUUUCCCAGGGCCUGGGGUGAUAACAUCAGUCUUGGUCAUCAACUUGCACUGAAAAGGAAGCAGAUGGAAUUCCUGUCCCUUUAAAUGGAAUGGGAUUCCUUUUGCCAGGACUAAGGACUGCCACUUGGAGAAGACUUUGGCUUUACUUUACCAACAGGAGAGGCUCUUUCUGGGUCCUCGUCUGUUAACUUAGAAAUUGACCUCACAUGGAAGCUACAGCUGUUGGGACAACCUACUGCCACCCAGACUCUGCAGGCACAUCAGGAGCUGCCCUAGGCCUAGCAUGGGCUCAGCCUUAAGACUUUUGGCCCUCUGUCUACUCUGCCCUUCUCUCAGCACCAGCCAACUAGCUUUCCAGAAUGCUUGAGCCACUGGGCAACCCUACUUCUGAGUUCUGGAACUGGGGUACCAUCAGGGCUGACGCCCUAAAGUGACCUGAGACUCUGAGGCAGGUCUUAUUCUCAUUGUCCUACUGGGUGGCUCAAAAAACCUUGGUCUCCACAGUGAAGGUCAGUGCAGAAGUUGAGCCAAAGCAAAAGACCUAUAGUGGUUCUCAACCUUUCUGAUGCUGCGGCCCUUUAAUACAGUUCCUGUGGGUCACGACGCACAGGUUGAGAACUGCUGUAAGAGAUCAUCCCUGAAGAAGGCCCCAGGGCCCAGAGAUGAGGAUGAGCCCCAGGGAUUAAGGGGCAUCAGGAAAGGCUCCGAGGCUGUCUCCAGAGGACAGUGCAGAUACCAGGCAAAGGAGGCCAUUGCUCACUGCUUGAGUGGCUGUGGAACCUCUUCUUGGAUAGCAGGGGAGGCACCUGUGCUCUGCUGGACUCAGGCCUGGCCCUGACUGAGCCCGCCCACAGCCUCAGACAUAGUGUACCUCGUAUAGUGACAUGCCCUCAGCCCCACUGCCCUCACCUACCUGGCUCUAUUGGCCUAGCUCCACUGUCACUGUACAUGUGUAGGUGCCCCUGGGCUACGUGGUCAUUUGUCUGUGUGCCUCGUGUGCUCCUGUGCUCUGGGUGUCUGCGUGUUCAUAAUUUUGUAUCUGAGUGUGUAUGUGCGACCCUGGUUAUGUGUCCAAGUGUACCUGCCUGUGUGGGCCUAUGGAUGCAGGCCCCAAGGCUGUCAGAGGCUGUUCCAGGGCCUGUGGCUGGAAGGCGUGGGUAUCCCUGCAAGUCCCCAUGGUGCUAGACAGGGCCUGUGGAAGAUGGUAGAGCCCUGGCUAGCCCCUGGACACUGGGUCCUCAUGUCCAUGGAGGAGGCCGCAGGAUGGGCUGCCUGCGUCAGCCUUGAGCGGCCAUCAAUAGCGCGCGGUUAAUUAAUUUGAUGGGAACAGCAGGGACUGCCGUUUGCAUUUAGUGAAGUUCCAGGAACUUCCAACCUCAUCUUCAUAAUUGGCCUCAUAAAUUGUAAGAAAGAGAGAGAUCAGCAAAGCGGGAGGGAGGAGGGCUGCUCGUCCGUCCUUAUUUAAUUUUAUUGCUGAAAUUCAUCUUUUUAGCCUCCUCCGCCGGAAUCGGCGCUCUCCCUGCCGGAUUUGCCUAGUCAUGAUAAAUUAAUAUUCAUUUCCCUGCCUCUUACCCAGCUCCCACACUUGGUUGGAGUGGGGAGGGUCUCCUUGCAGCCCCUCUGUUGAGCCUUGGUGGCAGCCUGGGAGAGAGUGGAGACAUUGAAGGGGAGCUUGUAUACAGAGCUGAGCAUGGCACCUGGGAGGUCUGGAGGGGAGCCUGAGAGGAAGGUGGGACUCUGUUACCCAUAGGGGAUAGGAGUGAGGGAAGUGGGAGUCAAGUGACUGGGGAUCUCAGAGGAUCCAGGAUGCUGAGAUCAACUAUCUCUGCCCAGCUAGAGCUGGGCAGGAGGGGCAGGAAGAGCCUGAAAAGGCCCUUUUGGAGACCCAGAGGCUGAGACUGGGGGCAGACAGAAUGGAUUUAUUUAGAAGGAACUGGAGGCCAGCUGCGAUGGAGAAGAGCAGAGGUUGGUCUGGUCUUUGCCCCACCCCACCACCAACUAGAUCCAGGCCACCUUGCCCUGUGCAGACUCCAUAUGGACCUAUCCUCGUCUGUGGGCCUCACAGGCACUCAUGGGCUCUGACUGCCUAAGCAGCCUCUGCACUUUGCCAUAACCAGCUCAGCUGGGUGGUUGGGUUCCCUAGGCUGGGCACUUCUGCUAUGCUGUAUGACUGUCACAGCUACUGCUGUCCUUAGCAAAGCCCUUUGGAUGGGAGGGAAAUGCAGUCCUGGUCUUCCCUGGGCAAUGGGAUCCCAAAGUCCACAGGGUCAGAAUUCCUCAUCCUCUUGUAUCACAGUGUGUGAGAGAAAGCAUUUUAGGUGUUAUCUAGCCCCUGGGCCUAUUUUCAAAUGAGGAAACUGAAGUCCAAAGAUGGGAGUAACUGGUCCGAGGUCUCACAGGCGGCUGGGUAUGGUAGGCAGGAUUCUAGGCUGGGUAUGGUAGGCCCCCCAGUGACCCCUGCCCUUGUAUCAUAUCCUCCUUUUUGAAUGUGGAUGGAACUUUCCAGUAUGAUGAAAUGUUACUCCUGGGGCGGCGCCUGUGGCUCAGUGAGUAGGGCGCCGGCCCCAUAUGCCAAGGGUGGCGGGUUCAAACCCAGCCCCGGCCAAACUGCAACAAAAAAAAAAAAAAAAAAAAAUAGCCGGGCGUUGUGGCGGGCGCCUGUAGUCCCAGCUGCUCGGGAGGCUGAGGCAAGAGAAUCGCGUAAGCCCAAGAGUUAGAGGUUGCUGUGAGCUGUGUGACGCCACGGCACUCUACCCAAGGGCGGUACAGUGAGACUCUGUCUCUACAAAAAAAAAAAAAAAAAAAA
Molecule: messenger RNA, 7902 nt
Organism: Nycticebus coucang (slow loris)
Lineage: Eukaryota; Metazoa; Chordata; Mammalia; Primates; Lorisidae
Gene: POLL
Product: DNA polymerase lambda
Exons: 9
Coding region: 152-1867 (571 amino acids)
Biological process (GO): double-strand break repair via nonhomologous end joining
Cellular component (GO): nucleus
Molecular function (GO): DNA binding; DNA-directed DNA polymerase activity
Source: RefSeq, a predicted model, not a curated record